Carassius carassius (crucian carp) is the source of this 2722-nucleotide messenger RNA. It is a transcript of the gene smad3a, whose product is annotated as SMAD family member 3a. The record is from RefSeq and is a predicted model, not a curated record. The transcript has 9 exons. Gene Ontology annotation, cellular component: heteromeric SMAD protein complex. NCBI's taxonomy places the organism in Eukaryota, Metazoa, Chordata, Actinopteri, Cypriniformes, Cyprinidae. Gene Ontology annotation, biological process: BMP signaling pathway; anatomical structure morphogenesis; cell differentiation. Bases 63 to 1340 code for a protein of 425 amino acids. Gene Ontology annotation, molecular function: DNA-binding transcription factor activity, RNA polymerase II-specific; I-SMAD binding; RNA polymerase II cis-regulatory region sequence-specific DNA binding.
CGAUUUUCUCUCCGAGUUGCGUGAGAGACUGCGCAAUAGAGGAACGCCGAACUGAAUUCAACAUGUCAAUUUUGCCGUUCACUCCGCCGAUCGUGAAGAGGUUGCUGGGCUGGAAGAAGGGAGAGCAGAACGGACAGGAGGAGAAAUGGUGCGAAAAAGCCGUCAAGAGUCUGGUGAAGAAGCUGAAGAAGACGGGACAGCUGGACGAGCUCGAGAAAGCCAUCACAACUCAGAAUAUCAACACCAAGUGUAUCACCAUACCACGAUCACUAGAUGGUCGGUUGCAAGUAUCUCACAGAAAAGGACUCCCUCAUGUGAUCUACUGUCGUCUUUGGCGCUGGCCUGACCUGCAAUCUCAUCAUGAGCUCAGAGCCAUUGAACUCUGUGAGUUUGCCUUUCACAUGAAAAAGGACGAGGUCUGUGUCAAUCCCUACCAUUACCAGCGAGUCGAGACACCAGUUCUUCCUCCAGUGCUGGUGCCUCGUCACACUGAAAUCCCCAGUGAGUUUCCUCCUCUGGAUGACUACAGUCACUCCAUCCCAGAAAACACUAUUUUCCCUGCCGGCAUUGAACCCCAGAGCAACUACAUACCAGAGACGCCCCCUCCAGGCUACAUCAGUGAGGAUGGAGAGACCAGUGAUCAUCAGAUGAACCGCAGUAUGGACACAGGGUCUCCAAAUCUGUCACCAAACCCUGUUUCUCCUGCCCACAACAAUUUAGAUCUGCAGCCGGUGACGUACUGUGAACCAGCGUUCUGGUGCUCUAUUUCCUACUAUGAGCUGAACCAGAGAGUCGGUGAAACUUUCCAUGCCUCUCAGCCAUCUUUAACAGUAGACGGCUUCACAGACCCAUCCAAUUCUGAGCGCUUCUGCCUGGGCCUGCUGUCUAACGUGAAUCGCAACGCUGCUGUGGAGCUCACACGCAGACACAUUGGCCGGGGUGUGCGUUUGUACUACAUUGGAGGGGAGGUGUUUGCAGAGUGUCUAAGUGACAGCGCCAUUUUUGUUCAGAGUCCCAACUGUAACCAACGUUACGGCUGGCACCCCGCCACUGUUUGCAAGAUCCCACCUGGCUGUAAUCUGAAGAUCUUUAAUAACCAGGAGUUUGCAGCUCUUUUAGCCCAGUCUGUGAAUCAGGGCUUUGAGGCCGUGUACCAGCUCACCCGCAUGUGCACCAUUCGCAUGAGCUUCGUGAAGGGCUGGGGAGCCGAGUACAGGCGGCAGACAGUGACUAGCACCCCCUGCUGGAUAGAACUGCACCUGAACGGUCCUCUUCAGUGGCUGGACAAAGUGCUCACUCAGAUGGGCUCCCCCUCCAUCCGCUGCUCCAGUGUGUCAUAGGAAAAGUACUCCCUACACAUAUACAACAAAUACAGUACAAACCACAAGAUCUGGAAAAAAAUAAAGUUCUUUCAGGAGUGUAAGGCUGAAGACCUUCAUACCCACCAACCAGUUGGGUUCUGCAGACUCACUCAUGUAACACACGUGUUUGUCUCAUGCUGGAGGAGUGUAUUACAGUUUAUGUAUAUAUUCUUUUUUUAUGUCGUUGUUGUUGUUAUCCAUUUUUAUUGCCAUUACUGAUAUAAAAUAUUGCCAUUUAUGUUAUAUGUUGUUAUAUAGCAUGUAUAUGCAAGAUCUCUCCUUUCUCCUGUCUUUUAUGUUGCUGUGUUAGGUACAUGUUUACCAUUACAGAUAUAUGAAAGGCUUGAUGAUUUUUUUUUCUUUUGACAUGAAAAAAGUGCUUUUUUUUGUAAAGUGGAAAUAUGAAGUUUUUCAAAUAUCAGUUAAACUGUAUUUUUGUUCUUUUUUUGUCUUAGUCAUAAUAAUGGAAACUUGGUUUAUAAUGUUUUCUAGUACAUAUCAAGAGCUCUAUGCCACUUUUUUUUUUUGCAGUGUCUUCAAACAUUGAAAACCCAAGUUAAUCUUUUUCCAUUUCGAGUUUCCCCACAACAUUGAAUUUCCAUAUCUUGUUCUGCCCGGGGCAGUGAAAUGUUCUUUAUAGAACAUACAUUAUCUAUUCACAAAGAAAAUACACACACUGCUCAGCAAUUCACCAUUUUAAAAUUCACUACACAGAAUACUAUGUAACAAACUUCAUAACAGAUUAUGUAACACUUGUGAAAGUGUUAUCUGUGCUUCACAAUAUCUCUGUUAUGUUAUGUUGAAAUGUUAGGGUCUCAUUGCACAGAUGCUGCGAGCCUGAUCCUUUUCCUACGGCCGUUUUCCAGUUGUAGUGUUUUUCAUCUCUAAUUAAGCUAAAGAUGUAUGUGGACAUUAUUUGAGGGGGUUAUAACUGUGCCAGCAGUCCUCUGUGAGCGUUUUGUAGGAUCUGGUCUAGUGUUGAUUUCAUCUCUGUCUGCAGUGAACCGGCCGUCUGCUCUGUGUGAAUGAAUAGGAUUCAUCACUCUUAUAACAAUGUGUUGUGUCGUGCUUUCAUUGUUAUUCGCUCGGUGUUAGUGAGUGAGUUCAAGGUCUGGUGAGGUCUCUCUAUUGUCAGCUUCGGAGAAAAAGUUUCUCUGUGUGUGUUGUGGUAGAUUUUAAAAACUGGGCAUUACAUCAUUUUGUGCACUAAGAAGUUGGCACUUCAUAUCUCACAGUAGCGGUUGUGUCUGUGCAUACUGUAUGCACACACACCUGCGGGUCUUCAUGUCCUCUCAUCCUCCAGAAACAAAACUGAGUGAGUGUGCCUUCGCAGCAACUUUCAUUACAGAGUUUGUAAAUAG